This is a messenger RNA of Brugia pahangi, 1023 nucleotides long. NCBI's taxonomy places the organism in Eukaryota, Metazoa, Nematoda, Chromadorea, Rhabditida, Onchocercidae. The record is from the annotation of a GenBank genome assembly.
AUGCUGAACGACACGUCAAAAAAAAGGUUGGAAAAACCUCAGAUAUCGUCUCAGAUUACUUUGAAAAAACAGCAGCAGAGUAACUAUUCACAUCCCGUAACGAUAGACAUGUCAGGACGGUUACCAAAUAUUCAAACAAGUAGCAAUACAACUGAACGAAAUGAAGCUGUCAACGAGAUUGAAGCUAUGAACAAUUUUUUGAGAGAAAUGCAGAAAGAAGGUGAUAAAAGAAGAGACAUGCUGAAUUCUGUUUUCGAUAAAAAUUUCGAUGGAAAAAUCAAAACUUGUAUUAAUACACGAGCUGAGAUGGAAGCACGUGCAGCAGCCAAAGAAAUCACGACUAAAAAUAGCUAUGACGGAGCAUAUGGAAUCAAUUCCAGUCAAACAGGUUCAACAUCUGAUAAACUCGAAACAUCGCCAAAGGAACAACAACAGUUAAUAUUACAACAUAACAUCGUACCAGAUCCAACUCAUAAAGCUGCAUAUGUCACAUCACCAAACAAAGUUGAAAGCCAACAAAUCUUCAUCGAACAUGCGGAUAACACUGGUAAAAAAAUAAAGGGAUUUGGUGAGACAGCGCUGACGAAAGUUGGUCAUUGGAGUAAAAGCGCUUUCAAUUUUUUCCGAAUAAAGAAUGCUAAUUCAGGAAAGAAUCCAAUUCUGCUUUACAAAAAUCUAGAAAAAACAUCGUAUGCAGAAAAUGACCGCUCUCAACAUCAUGUGAGAGAUAUGAGAGUUGAGGGAACAGCUCAAAAAAAUUCCAAAAGAAUGCGCUGGACUCGAAAAGUGAAGUCACAAAGCCACCGUGAAACAAAAUGCCAAAAAAACCCCAAGAAGAUAUUUCAAAAAGAUGCAAAACAAAGUCGAUCAAAAAAAGUUAAAUCUGUUCUAAAGAUGUCUGCACUGACAGAACUGGGUAACACAAGUAAUGCACUUAAAAAGCAUGCAGCAAAGCUGACGGAAGCAAAAAAGAGGUUAAAAGAAAGAAAUGCAAUGUUUAAAAAAAAGAAGAAAUCUAAUUAG